GGAGCGAUGACGAGGAUGAUGGUGUGGCGAGAAUGGGAAGACGAGGAACACGAGCGUGGAGCAGAGGGGCGUGGGAAGGAGGCAAGGCACGGCACACGCACCAUUGCCCCUUCCUCUUUCUACAAGCGGGCAAAGGUGUCGCAGGGUAGACGCAGGGAGGAAGCGGCCGACCCCGCCACCAACGAACCACCACAAGCCGCGCGCAACGAUCGGUGGCUGGCCAAACUGGAAGAAUAUCGCGCCGCCGGCGAAGCAUCCAAGACAGAAGGAUAUGCACAGGUGCCGGACCAAGGAAACCUGUUUGCGCCGUCGCUGGUGUGGCGCACGUUUCCGCUGCAGCAGAUGGCGUUUGACUUCGUGACCACGUGCUCGCAACCUCUGUCUGUGUACGCGUUUGAGACGGAGACUUCCACGCAGGGCAAGCGGCGGUUCCUCGUGAGCAACGAGCGCUUCUGGUCCCGCUACUACAGCCUUCCGCCAAAGCAGCGGCACCACUACGAGCUCAUUCGGCAGGACAGCCCCUGCCACCUUUACCUGGACCUGGAGUACGCCAGGGAGCACAACCCCGAUGUGGACGGCGCAGCCCUGACACGCCGGCUCGUUGAGCUGCUGUGCCGGCGCAUGAACCAGCGCUACAAGCUCAGAUGCACACCAAAGGAUGCAGUGAUCCUGGACUCCACGACCGCCACCAAGUUCUCGCGGCACGUGACGAUCCGCGCGCCACACGCCGCGUUCCGCAACAACCGGCACGUGGGCGCCUUUGUGCGCCAGGCCGUGCACGACCUUCACUACGCAUCGCAUCGGCGCAGCAGCAGCGGCAGCGAUGAUCAAGGCGGAGACAGUAUACCGCGGACCACAUGUAUUGACACAGAACAGCAUGGACUUGACGCCAACAGCAGCAACGGAGGUGCUGACGGUGAUGGUAUUGGUGUUAGUGUUGGGAGUGAUGGUGUUGGUGUUGAUGGUGGGAGUGAUGGUGAAGGUGCUGAAAGGGGUGGCGGUGGUGAAGCUGAUGAUGACGACGGCCAGCAGGAAGGGAGUGGCGAUGGCACUGGAGGGAGUUGUAGUGCUGACGUAGACAACGUUCCGGGGCAUGCGAGAGAAAAGGGCAUGAACCUGAAGGUGCGAGACGAGCACGGCAACCUGGUGUGGUUUGUUGACCUUGGUGUGUACACGCGCAACCGCACGUUCCGGCUGUACCUGUCAUCAAAGCAGGGCAAGACAGCAGUGCUUCAGCUUGCGAGGGAUUGCAGUGCGCAGAUCACGGCGCGGGCGGGCACGGAGGCGUGGCACCAUCAAGUAUUUGAACGCUCGCUGGUGUGCAACGUUGAGUACACGGAAGACACGCGCAUCCUGACGUGCACGGAUGGCGCUGGUGGGCGAGCGGGAAGUAAUAUCAGUCGUGGUGGCUGUGAUGCCUCUCAACGCUUAAGCAUGGCAGCCAGCAAAGAUCACAGUGGCACCGCCAUCACGCAGACUGUCUCGCCAGGGUCGUACGAAGCCACGCCGUACCCGGACGUGGAUGCCUUCAUUGUCCGUGUUGCCAGUCGUGGGGCAGCGCGCCAAGCGAGCAUUCGCAGGUGGACGUUGUUUCCGGCCAGCAAGGUCAUCUCCUACGACAUUGCACACGCGCGCUACUGCCACCAUGUCAUGCGCGAGCACAAGAGCAACGGCGUGUACUAUGUUGUGAAUCUGCUCACGGGCGUGUACUACCAGAAGUGCUACGACCCGGACUGCCGCGCCGCGCAAUUCAAAUCGCUAGACCGCUGCCUGCCCGUAUCGCUGCUGCCCUUCAAGAGCCACGCGCUCCUCGACACGCCUGUCGACGCACACGACGACGAAAACAGCAGAAGCGCUAACACCAGCAGCAGCGCGGGCGUGAGCGUGCUGAAUGAUGGUGACAGCAGCAAUGCCGACGAUGAUGAUGAUGACGAUGAGGCGUUUUAUCACGCAGUGGAUGAGCUGUGCUCGGCAGCAGAGGACGGUGUACUGGAGCACCUGCUGCACACGUAA
Messenger RNA from Salpingoeca rosetta, 2013 nucleotides. RefSeq lists its product as uncharacterized. The transcript has 3 exons. Bases 7 to 2013 code for a protein of 668 amino acids. Gene Ontology annotation, biological process: replication fork processing; error-prone translesion synthesis; mitochondrial DNA replication. Gene Ontology annotation, cellular component: nucleus; mitochondrial matrix. Gene Ontology annotation, molecular function: DNA-directed DNA polymerase activity; chromatin binding. The record is from RefSeq and is a predicted model, not a curated record. NCBI's taxonomy places the organism in Eukaryota, Choanoflagellata, Craspedida, Salpingoecidae.